CAUUACAAGAAGAAUUCAAAUCUUUUAACAAAAAUACAAAAUGCGUUGCUAAUGAUGAAGCUUGUAUUGGCAAAGAUUUUUCCCAAUGCGUAACUACAAUAGAAAAUGGUAAAACUGUUGAUAAAUUCGUCACCACUUCUUGUAGUGGUGGUGGUUUAGAAUGCGUUGUAUUACCAUUGGUUUUGAAAUGUGGCCCAUUACUUGUGGUAAGAUUGGACAAAGCUCGUGGUAAAACAACUGCCGGUAAUAAUCCAUCUAAAAGAUCACCUAAAGAAUCAACGCCUAACGACAUGGCUAAAAUUCGUAAAUUGAAUGCUGAUGACGCUGAUGCAUUAGAAAAAAAGUUCAAAUCCUUCAAAGCUGAUCAAAAAUGUUCACCAAAUGAACCGCUUGUAUUAAUGGUUAAUUGCUAA
This is a messenger RNA of Entrophospora candida, 413 nucleotides long. NCBI's taxonomy places the organism in Eukaryota, Fungi, Glomeromycota, Glomeromycetes, Entrophosporales, Entrophosporaceae. The record is from the annotation of a GenBank genome assembly.